Molecule: messenger RNA, 3191 nt
Organism: Oncorhynchus mykiss (rainbow trout)
Lineage: Eukaryota; Metazoa; Chordata; Actinopteri; Salmoniformes; Salmonidae
Product: A-kinase anchor protein 11
Biological process (GO): immune response; intracellular protein localization
Cellular component (GO): cytoplasm; membrane
Molecular function (GO): tumor necrosis factor receptor binding; protein kinase A binding
Source: RefSeq, a predicted model, not a curated record
ACAGAGGGAGCCGCUAGUCUUCUGCCCACCCACUGUUUAUAGCUCUCCUCUGUCAGAAACUCAGAACUUCCUUCCUUGCAGUAAGAGUAGUCUAUUCAUCCAGAGCACCAGGACUCACCAUGGCAGCUAAUGACUACCGAGGCUACCUGAGGAACCACGCCGACAUGGAGGGCGCUCAGUCCCGCUACCACCCGUCCCAUGGCUCGGAACCCAAAUAUAGACCGUUUAUAUUCGUUACUCUGGCUGUUAUGGGAUUGCUGCAGAUUGCAUCGAGUGUGGCGAUCUUGUUACACUUGACAGGUUAUCUCCAAGAGGUCGAUCUCUCCUCUGCAACGCAGCAGCCAAUGGAGGAAGUGCAGAUGGAACCCAUCAUGUUCGACGCCCUGAAGGACCCGAGGAAAGGCAGACAACGCUGCAAGAACCAGGAGAGGGAGGGGCUUCCAUCAGCUCAUCUACCAAUCAGAGCAACUAUAGACUAUGUGAAGAAAGGGGAGCUGAGAGCAGCUAUGAUCCAUUGGGAUGAGGCGCAGGGCCACCUGAAGAAGAUGCGUUACCAUGACGGCCGUCUCCUGGUGGAUGAGCCAGGCCUGUACUCCGUCUACGCCAAGACCUGUUUCCGCUACUACGACCUGGGACCUGACACAGAGCCUGGCGAUGCUACGCCCCAGGCCGUGGACGUGAACAACGCCCAGCUCAUCCAGUAUAUCUCCCACGAGAAACACACGUCCCUGCCCAGCAAGUCUGUGGUGCUGAUGAAGACAGGCAGCACCAUGCGCUGGAAUAACUCCCAGUAUAACAUGUACUGUGCCCAGCAGGGCAGGGGGGUGAUGCUACAGCAAGGGGAUGGACUGUUUGUUAAUGUGUCCAAUGCCUGGAUGCUGGAUCCUGAACCAGAGGGGACGUACUUUGGGGCGAUCAAGAUAGGGAACUGAAACCGCGUACAGAGGAGGAGGAGGAUGUGCUACUGAACGUUCUAUAGACGUAACUGCCAAAGAACCACUGAGAGAGAGACAGAGCACUUGUUGUAUGUAACAUUACUGAAUUUGUAUUUGAUUUGUUUGAGUUUUUUAUUGAAAGGAAUGGGCUAUGUUGCUCUUCACCAGAUAGAGAAUUAGGAUAUGCAGUCAUUUAAGUGAGGUGAUAUGGAUACCUCCGUUCACUCACUAGGCCUCAACAAAACCCAUAUGUCGUUCACACAUAGACUUAACCUGUUCCUUAUGGUUCAAAACUGCACAGGAUGCUUUUUAGUUCAACAUUUUAUAAAGUUGAUAGUUAUCAACCAUUUUAUAUUGUUGAUAUUUCCCAUUCCAGGGAGCACUUUUGAAAAAUGUUGUUACGAUGUGUUUUUUAAAGUAUAGCAGUGUGGAUCCUAUCUUCUGUUUAUCAGCCGACACAAAGUCAUUCCUCAUCGCUAGUCUGGCCCCUCAUAGUUUACAAAACAUUGUCAUCGUCCUGAACAGAAGCACAGCUGGGGUAUUUUGUUUAUAACUGAGGAGAGUUUCCACCAGUGUACACUUUGGUACAUUCUUAGAAAAAAGGGUUCCAAAAGGGUUCUUCGUCUGUCCCCAUAGGAGACCACUUUUUGGUUCCAGGUAGAACCCUUUUUGGUUCCAGGUAAGGGUUCUACAUGGAACUCAAAAGGGUUCUACCUGAAACCAACAGGGUUCUACCUUGAAUCAAAAGGGGUUCUUCAAAGGGUUCUCCAAUGGGGACAGCCGAAGAACCCUUUUAGGUUUUAGAUAGCACCUUUUAUUUUUGGAGAAAAAUAAUUCUCCCCAAUUUUGUGAUAUCCAAUUGGUAGUUACAAUCUUUUCUCAUCGCUGCAACUCCCCAACGGGCUCGGAAGAGGUAAAGAUCGAGUCAUACGUCCUCUGAAACAUGACCCGUCAAGCCAUGCUUUUGCUUAACACCUGCUCACUUAACCCAGAAGCCAGCUGCACCAAUGUGUUGGAGGAAACACGGUUCAACUGACAACUGAAGUCAGCAUGCAGGCGCCCGACCUGCCACAAGGAGUCGCUAGAGCGAAAUGAGCGAAGGAAAGCCCCCCGGCCAAACCCUCCCCUAACCCGGACGAUGCUGGGCUAAUUGUCCGUUGCCCUAUGGGACUCCCGGUCAUGGCCGGCUGUGACACAGCCUGGAAUCGAACUCCAGGCUGUAGUGAUGCCUCAGCACUGCGAUGCAGUGCCUUAGACCACAGCAGCACCUUUUUUUUCUAAGAGUGUACCAUAAGUAUAGUGUAGCCAUUAGCCAAUGAUGCUCCUCUGUCUCUCUUGGGUAAUGAUGAACUCAAGUUUAGAGGGUGAGGAGGUUAUUCAGUAGUUAACACAGUAUUACUGUCCAUUCAGGCCCAGGCAACAUUUAAUAUUACAUAGACAUUAUUUAAAGGAAUAACAACAGCUGUGUAAGAACAAUGAUAAAUACUGUAUCAAUCACUAUUGAUUUUUGUUUUCCAAGGAAAUACAGAAAAGUGGGUAUAGAAGUACUCCAUAACUGCAUGUACUUAGUUUAACCAGGAGAGACCUGCUGCAAUCAUCCCAUUAACUGAGGGGAACAUGGUUGUGGUUUGGGUCAAAAGUAUUUUUUCUUAUUUUGAUUCGUUUUCCCCCAAAUGACACAGUAUUGAACUAUUUAGUCCAGUUUUUGGUGGUUUCUACAAGUAAUGAUUAUCAAAACGCUUAAACAACUUACGUGAAGAUGCAUACUGAAGAUAGCUGGCCUGUCUUACCGUAGGGGAGGAGAGCAGAGAUUCCUGUCUUUAUGAAACUAACGGAUCCAAAUUGACUUUGGUCCACCUUUUAACUUAUAGUUCCUUUUUUCAUUUGACUCUUUGAGGUAAAUGAGAAUAUGCACUAAAUGUAUUUAUUUAUUAGCUAUAACAAUGCAGAUUGGGACCAUUGCUUAAAUGACCUGUCUGCUGUAAAAUCUUGUGUAUUUGAUGUCUGUAUUACAGUAGGAAGUACUUUGUUUAUUAGUAGAUGCGCUUUUAUUGUCCAAACACAGGGGCUCAAUGUUAAAUUCUGUAUUUGUAUUUUUUUAUUACGACAAUUCUGUGUGCACUUGGCUAGCCGAAGCAGAAUAUACUGUCCAUCAUAAGACCGUAGCAAACUUCAGUUUAAAAAUCUUGUACAUUCUUUUUUUUUUAUUUGAUGUUUAUUUAUGUCAAUUUAACUAAUAAAAUCAUUACUUUUAUA